AUGCCUGUUACGCCGCUACACAACGAUACUGCCAGUCUACAUAUAUUCGGGCGCGAUGUUCAGAGCACACUGACGCCCAAUGACACGCAACGGACUACGCUUAUAGUUGCGGGAGUCUAUAUUUUGGUCAUAGGCAUUCUAUGGCAUGUUCCAUUCCUGAACGUGAUCAUCUACCCCUUCAAGCUGUUAACGGUUGGGUUUCAUGAGAUGAGCCAUGCUUUCGCUGGAGUCUUGACUUGCGCACAUAUACACUCCAUCGAGCUUGAUCCGGACGAAGGUGGCGCCACACGUAUGAGCGGCGGUAUAUCCUGGAUCACUCUACCAGCCGGCUACCUCGGCAGUUCCUUCAUCGGCGCAUGCCUCAUUGCUUGCGGCUUCGACACCGAUGCGAGUAAAGUCGCAAGCUUGGUGGUUGCUGCCUUCUUCCUGUUUACUUUGUGGUGGGCACGAAAGAAUUGGCUAACAUGGGUACUGAUCAUCGGUAUGACCGGUCUGAUUGUGCUCUUCUGGUUCGUGGCAGGGGGUGUGGCGCUGAGAUACUUCAUCCUAUUCAUUGGUGUCAUGUCCUGCCUGUAUGUCAUCUGGGAUAUCGUCGAUGAUACCAUUGCGAGGAAAAUCAACCAGUCCGACGCUUCUGCCUUCGCCAAAAUCUGCGGAUGCUUCCCUUCGCAAGUCUGGGGAGUCAUCUGGCUGCUCAUCGCGAUCGUCUUCUUCGCAGCCGGGAUACUCGUUGGUCUCGCUGCGUUCAAGGAAUCCGCCGCGCAACAAGCGGAAGACUCGAAACACUUCUUGCCCGUCCCCGGCAGCGGUGCGCUUGCGAAUGCGCCCAUACCUACCGCUUUGCUAUCUCUUGUUAUCGUUGUUGGAACCAUCUUGGCUUGA
Molecule: messenger RNA, 882 nt
Organism: Peniophora sp. CBMAI 1063
Lineage: Eukaryota; Fungi; Basidiomycota; Agaricomycetes; Russulales; Peniophoraceae
Source: the annotation of a GenBank genome assembly